Messenger RNA from Mauremys mutica (yellowpond turtle), 777 nucleotides. RefSeq names its product chromosome 23 C1orf232 homolog (gene C23H1orf232). The coding region runs from base 1 to 573 and encodes 190 amino acids. NCBI's taxonomy places the organism in Eukaryota, Metazoa, Chordata, Testudines, Geoemydidae. The record is from RefSeq and is a predicted model, not a curated record. The transcript has 4 exons.
AUGACUCAGGGAUUCUGGAAAGUCUACAAGUCCAAAGUGCUGCAGAGUCUGGGCAGCGAGGUGCAGGAGGAGGAGUUCAAGGAUGAGGGGGAUAACCCCGAGCUGGUGGAAACCGCAGAUGCCCCGGUUCUGAUGGAGGAGGGAUUGAACCCCAUCUCCCAGCUGGCACGAAGGGUCCAGGGGGCUGGCGCCAGAGGCUGGAGGAGCAUGUCGUCUCUGUUCAGCAGGGAGGAUGAGCACAAGCUGCUGACCCCCGAGCCCUGCGCUGACCACCCCCUGGCCCCAAAGCCAGCAGAGUCGGCCCCUGCCGGGAAGACGACGUCAGGGUUCUGGGAUGUCUUUGCCACCAAGUGGCAGCAGGCCUCUGCGCUGGACAAGAAGACGGCCCAGCCUGGGUUCAGCGAGCCAGCGGCCGAGUUCAGCGGGGCGCCGGGGGAGCCCCCGGGAGAGGAGCCCGCCUAUUCCAACAACGGCAGCGACCUCCGGGAGCCAGAAGAGGGCGCCUUCAAGUGGGGCUUCCUGGUCAGCAAACUGGCUGAGAUAAGGAAUAAAAACGCCCCCAAGGGUAACUAGAGCGGAAGGACCUUUCCCGUCAGCCUCAGCACAGGGCCCCUCGCUCACCCGAGAGGAGAACACCCAGCAUUUUAACCCUUUCCCUCACUGCAAAGGAGCCAGCAGCACCGUCAGCCUAGAACACCCACACGUGGCUGCAGUAUCCCGCCCGCCACCCCAGGGUCUGUCCCUGUGCGCUAUGGGGCUGGACUGUUCAGCGGCUGA